Molecule: messenger RNA, 2144 nt
Organism: Puntigrus tetrazona (Sumatra barb)
Lineage: Eukaryota; Metazoa; Chordata; Actinopteri; Cypriniformes; Cyprinidae
Gene: pnocb
Product: prepronociceptin b
Exons: 3
Coding region: 186-905 (239 amino acids)
Biological process (GO): sensory perception; neuropeptide signaling pathway; chemical synaptic transmission
Cellular component (GO): dendrite; neuronal cell body; axon terminus
Molecular function (GO): opioid receptor binding
Source: RefSeq, a predicted model, not a curated record
GAGCAGGCAAGCAGUUGAACAAACCAAGAAGCUGAAGAUUGGACAUAUCCGCCACACCUCAAGACCGAAAGUGAGAGAGAGACUGAGAGCUUCCCAGUUUUCACAGAAGGCAGAUAUCCGGUUAUCUACUCUGACUACGUUCCUGCUUCGUUUGUUUGUUCCGGUGUGUGUUCUGUGAAGAAGUCAUGAAGACCCCAUUUUGGACCCUGCUGCUCUUAUGCCUGUGCUCCUCGGGUCACAGCGACUGCCAGGGGGACUGUUUAACCUGUGGACUCAUCCUACCUGAACAACAAGCGUUUAACACAUUGGUAUGUAUCCUGGAAUGUGAGUCACAGGCGUCUCCUGCAUUGACCUGGGAUUUGUGUUACCAGGCAGCAGGUCUGAACCAGCUUCCACUACCAUUACAGGAGGAGAAAACAUCAAAGCGCUCUGAUGAUGAAGCGGAGCCUCUGGCCACAGUGAGCAUAGAAAAUGACAAUGGUGUUGAGUAUACUGAGGCUUUGGAGCGGUUUCGACACGCCGCGCAAGCGCUCCGCAGCCAGCAGCCUUCAGAGGAGGAGGAGAAACUGGAAAUUUCAUAUGACCCAGACCUUGACCCAAGGACAGAGGAGGACCAGGAUGGCGUAGGAGAAGAGAAGAGCGGUGAAGCAGCCGUAAGCAUAUCCAAGCGAUUUGGAGGCUUUAUGAAAGGUCGUCACGGUUUCCGGAAGUUGGUGAGCUCCGGAAGGCCUUUGCAGAAACGCUACGGUGGCUUCAUAGGGAUAAGGAAAUCUGCCCGCAAGUGGAACAACCAGAAACGCGUGAGUCAGCUACUGAGGCAGUACCUGAGCUUGACAGGUCGCUCGGGGCGUUCGGGUCACAUCAGCAACCUCUCCACCAGAAACCGAAGACAGAGUGAAGUUUAGCCGGCCUUAGAGCACAGGCCCUGGUCUUUUCACUUACCUCAGCUCAACUGCUCAUCAGCCAUCAGUAACUGUGAACAUCUAUCAUGCACCACAGGCCAGAACUAGCUAAAUCUGUGUUUAAUCAAAGAAGAGGAAUAUUUUGUAUAGCGUUGGUUUUUAUCAUUGACAUUUCCAUGGUGCCGUUCCUGACAUCAAAAACAUCUCAAUCAAGUCGUUAGGACAAAUGUUGCUGAUGAGAACUGAUUGUUCAUUGCAGAAUCAAAACUCCUAGAAUUAACCUUGAAGCAUUGUGAAAAAAAUAAAAGGCAAAGCAGUGAAACUUGAAUUGAGCGCGUGAAUCAGUUACAAAUGAGAGCAGUGGCUUGUAGUGGAGUAUGGGGCUUUCUUGUUCUGUUUGAGAGAAAAGCACUUUAUAUUUUAACCUCGCACACUGUGUUGUGCUAAGAUUCGUUGUUUUGCACGCAGCCUUGAUGUAUAGAACUGUUUUAAAAAUUUAAUAGAGCAAUCAAACGAGUUCUAACAAAAUCAAUAUUCAAAGAACGAUAACCUCUAUGGGCUGGUUGACGUUUUUGGAUCAAUGCUGCCCUCUGGAGUGUACACUCGAAAUUAUGCUCCGAAAAACCCUGACAACAUCACUGAAAAUAGUCGGCAACUUUAGGCUUUAUUAUCAAAACCUCGGUCCGUGCAUGUUAGCCAAACAGAAGACGCUGGGGUGGCUUUCUGCCAAUGGAAUGAGUCUGAGGGCGGGAUUACCCAUUUGUCCUAACAAUAUAAGAUUUGACUUGUUCAGAAAAUCAGUUUAAAAACAAAACUUCAGUCAUUAUUAUUGCAAAUCAGUUUGGUGCCAAAAAUGGCACCGGUUUGGUUCAGCUUGAUGGUAAUGGAAUUUCGGUUUAUCGCGUGUUCCAGCAUUCUGCAUUUGUUUGUGCAUGAGAAUAUACAUCUGACUUCAUCUUUAGUGCUUGACCCCCCUCACCCCACCCCCACAUUAUGAGUUAUGAAAACUGACACCCCACAUGUAAAGAAAGAACUAGCAGAUAGGCUUUCAGUGUACUUUACAGUAUUCUUCAUAUAAAUGUACAGUUUUGUGUUUUGUGUGUGUAGACAUCUUGGAUUUGUGAAUAUUUUUCAUUUCAAACACAUUCUGCAAGCAUUUUCGGAAAGUUUUUUUUUUCUAUUUAAUCCUUUCCACUUGUACAUGAAAUGCACACAAAAGGCCAAUAAAAUAAUUUUACGAUU